UUUUCACCAAUAAGCUAUUUUAGUUUUGUUUAUUUCUUUUCAUGAUGCAGCACAUGCGCUCUCUUUCAUCCCUCUCACCUCAUAUUCUCUCUCUACAUUUUCUAUGUUCUCCAAAAACUUGGCCAUGUUAUUAACAAUUAUUUAUUAUUAAUUAUUUUAUUUUCUUUGACUAGGCUGAGGGCUCCAAAGAGAUUCUUUUUCCAGAUCUACAGUUGAAAGAAAAGCUUUCUAGGCUAAUGGAAAGGUCAAAUGCAGAGCAAGACAUGUUAGAAGAAGUCACAAUCAACAAAGAGCCCAACGUAGUCGAUUUCGAGCACCUAAUCGAGCUCACUAACUACAGCGACAAAGGCAACUGCCAAUUAGCAAACCUGAUCAAGAACUGGGAGCACAAGCAAGCGAACGAUGUUCGUCUCUUGAAGGAAGAGAUCGACAGCCUAAGCAAACAGCGACUAGAGGCUGAGCUCAAGAAACUGGAAAUUCUCGAAGAACGAGAUGCAUGUAGAGGCGAUGAACGGCCGAUUUCGAUUCCUGAUGAGGAUUUGAUCAUUGAGGCGAAAAAGAUGGAAAUCGACGCAGAGUGUGAUAGUGUAGUGCAUUGGAAGGAGCAGAGAGGUAAACAUGAUCUUGAGAAGCUUCUAGAAGCUUCCCUACAACGGGAGCGAGUCUUGCUCGAGAAGCUUCAAGAGAGUACCGCGAAUCUCGAGACGCAAUCUUCUCCCGUUGAGGAGCUUUCGCAGCUUCUUACACGGGCUGAUAACUUCUUGCAUUUUGUCCUACAAAAUGCACCGGUUGUCAUAGGCCACCAGGAUAAAGACUUGCGGUAUCGAUUCCUGUUUAAUCAUUUCCCAAGUUUGGGUGAGGAGGACAUCAUAGGCAAAACCGACGUCGAAAUUUUCAGCGGAGGGGGGGUGAAAGAAUCGCAAGACUUCAAAAAAGAGGUCCUCGAAAAAGGGUUGCCCGCGAAAAGGGAGAUCACGUUCGAAACGGAGCUGUUCGGUUCGAAAACAUUUUUAAUGUACGUGGAGCCCGUUUUUAGCAAGGUCGGUGAAAAAAUCGGAGUAAAUUACAUGGGAAUGGAAAUAACCGAUCAAGUGAGAAAACGAGAGAAGAUGGCCAAGAUUCGAGAAGAAAUGGCCGUGCAAAAGGCCAAAGAAACAGAACUCACCAAAACAAUCCACAUCACAGAGGAUUCGAUGAGAGCGAAAAAAAUGGUUGCAACUAUGUCACAUGAAAUAAGAUCACCUCUGUCUGGAGUUGUGAGCAUGGCUGAAAUUCUUUCGACUACUAAACUCGAUAAAGAACAGAGUCAGCUACUAGGGGUAAUGCUGUCAUCUGGCGAUUUAGUUCAACUAAUAAACGACACCCUCGAUCGUUCCAAAGUCGAGUCAGGAGUAAUGAAAUUGGAAGCUACUAAGUUUAGACCAAGGGAGGUAGUGAAGCAUGUUCUUCAGACAGCAGCAGCAUCACUACAGAAACUACUAGUUCUAGAAGGUCACAUAGCAGAUGAUGUUCCUGUGGAGGUUAUUGGAGAUGUCCUAAGAAUUCGACAGAUUUUCACCAAUUUAGUCAGCAAUGCCGUCAAGUUUACGCACGAGGGCAAAGUCGGAAUAAAUCUCUACAUCGUUAGAGAUCCACGAACAAUAAUAAAACAAGAUUCACAAGAUCAAUGGAAUGCUUCAGACAAUAAUACGAAAGAUGAUCACAACAAAAUUUUCGAAAGUGGGGUCUCGAUGGAUCAAGAAAAAGAUUCUCACAUAAACUCCGAAGAAUCUGUAGUAUGGAUUCGAUGUGACGUAUACGACACAGGAAUUGGAAUACCUGGUAAAACAGAAAAUGCUAUGCCAACUCUAUUUAAGAAACACAUGCAUGUCGGUGCGGACACGGCUCGAAAAUAUGGCGGAACGGGAUCAAGCCUUUCUAUCUGUAAACAGCUGGUUGAGGUAAUGGGAGGACAUCUGACUGUAUCAAGCACAGAAAAACAAGGCUCUACUUUUACAUUUGUGUUACCUCACAAGCUUUCGACGAUUUCCGACGACAGUUCCGAGGAAUUAUCAGACGACACUGACCACCAAGACAUACUCGAUGAUCUAAAUACGGGCGUUUUCAUGUUCCAACCAAGGACUUAG
Messenger RNA from Erythranthe guttata (spotted monkey flower), 2126 nucleotides. NCBI's taxonomy places the organism in Eukaryota, Viridiplantae, Streptophyta, Magnoliopsida, Lamiales, Phrymaceae. The record is from RefSeq and is a predicted model, not a curated record.